Molecule: messenger RNA, 1419 nt
Organism: Kogia breviceps (pygmy sperm whale)
Lineage: Eukaryota; Metazoa; Chordata; Mammalia; Artiodactyla; Physeteridae
Gene: TACO1
Product: translational activator of cytochrome c oxidase I
Cellular component (GO): mitochondrion
Source: RefSeq, a predicted model, not a curated record
CGCUGAAUGUUCCCACUCUCGGCUGCCGCGGGGAAGGUGCGGCGUACUUCGUGUUCCGGCUGCCCGGGGUGGGCCUGAGCCUUUGGCUCUCCAGUGACGGGUGGAGGAGGCCGCAGGCUGUGGACCUGCUUGUUUCGGUGGCGGACUCGGCGAACUGACCUCGGCCGCUGCUCUUGCUGACCUUGGCCCAGGGUCGGAGCCGAUGGCGGCUUGGGCCGCUGUCACCUUGAGCAGGGCCGCUGCCCAGUGCUUGUGGGCGCGAGGCCCCGGGGUCCGGGUGGCUCUUCCGUGCUUCCUCCCGGCCUUCCAGCCUGAGCCCUCAGGCUGUAGCCCCUGUGGGGGCCGGACGCUGCACCUCACGGCAGAAGUCCUCGCCGGGCACAACAAGUGGUCCAAAGUCCGGCACAUCAAGGGUCCCAAGGACACCGAAAGGAGUCGCAUCUUCUCCAAGCUCAGUUUGAGCAUUCGCCUAGCGGUUAAAGAAGGAGGCCCCAACCCCGAGUUCAAUAGCAACCUGGCCAGCGUCUUAGAGGUGUGUCGCAGCAAGCACAUGCCCAAGGCAACAAUGGAGGCAGCACUGAAAAUGGAGAAAACCAAGGAUAUUUAUUUGUUGUAUGAGGGCCGAGGCCCCGGUGGCUCUUCUCUUCUCAUCGAGGCGCUGUCUAACAGUAGCUCCAAGUGCUACUCGGACGUCAAACAUAUCCUGAACAAGAAUGGGGGAAUGAUGGCUGAAGGAGCUCGCCACUCCUUUGACAAAAAGGGGGUGAUCGUGGUUGGAGUGGAGGACAAAGAGAAGAAAGCUGUGAAUCUAGAGCGUGCCCUGGAGCUGGCAAUAGAAGCAGGAGCUGAGGAUGUCAAGGAAAUUGAAGAUGAAGAGGAAACGAACAUUUUUAAAUUUAUUUGUGAUGCCUCUUCACUGCAUCAAGUGAGGAAGAAGCUGGACUCCCUGGGCCUGUGUUCUGUGUCCUGUAUGCUAGAGUUCAUCCCCAACACAAAGGUACGGCUGGCUGACCCUGACCUGGAGCAGGCUGCCCAUCUCAUCCAGGCUCUCGGCAACCACGAUGACGUGAUCCACGUCUAUGACAACAUCGAGUAGCCAGGCUGUACGUGCCCCCCGGCAGCCUGUUCUGGAGCACAAGCUUCUGCAGCGUCCUCUGAGACUCAAGCAGGUCAGGGCGGUGGGUGGUCUAGCAGGUUAGGAAGCAUACGACCUGUAGUUUGUGGUCAGCGGAAUCCCUGCACUUUUGUGAAGCCUCUUUGUCAGCUCUGCUGGUGUCUCAAUGCCCUCCCAGGUGAGUCCCUCCACAUCCUUCUGGAUGCAGAGUGAGGCCAGUCAGCUGGUCAGAUUCUGAUCUCAGGAAGUUGGCCCUUGUGGGGAUGGUAGCUGCCCUGAGGUCCCAUGUACUAGAAACUGCUCUU